UAUAUUUACAAAUACUUGCUACUGACCUAGUGACCUUUAAAUUUAUAAUUUAAGAGUUUGUUAGGACAACCAUGUGGCGUGUAGUUUAGACCGGCUCCCUUAUCUAAAAAUGGCAGUGGCGGCGAGGCUUAAACUCCUUCCACGGCCAUCUUCUCUUCCCUCUCUUCAUUUCCCGUCAUUGCCAUUGCCUUCUUCCAGAAAUUCCUCUGCAAGGAUAUCUGCAUCUCAAUCCACCAGCACUAACCCAAAUUUCAAACUCAGAAUGGCUUCUUCCUCCUCUUCUUCUUCUUUUGCUAAAGUCAUCGAUUCACAUCUUCAUGUUUGGGCAUCUCCAGAAGAGGCUGCUGCAAAAUACCCUUACUUUCCAGGCCAACAACCCACCUUAACCGGGCAUGUUGAUUUCCUGCUCCAGUCCAUGGAAGAAGCAGGAGUAGACGGUGCUCUUAUUGUCCAGCCGAUCAACCAUAAAUUUGAUCACUCUUAUGUGACCAGUGUAAUUAAUAAGUAUCCAAACAAAUUCGUUGGUUGUUGCCUAGCAAAUCCAGCUGAAGAUGGAUGUGGAAUUCAACAGCUGGAACAUCUUGUAACAAAGGAUGGAUACUCUGCUGUUCGCUUUAAUCCAUACUUAUGGCCAGCAGGUCAAAAGAUGACAAAUGAGGUUGGGAAAGGAUUAUUCUCAACAGCAGGAAAGCUUGGGAUUCCUGUGGGUUUCAUGUGCAUGAAGGGACUAAACCUUCAUAUUGAAGAGAUAAAAGAGCUUUGUACAGAGUUUCCUUCAACCACUGUAUUGCUUGAUCACUUGGGUUUCUGUAAACCUCCAGAAAAUGAAGAAGAGAGUCUUGCACUUUCCCAGCUUUUGGAGCUAGCAAGUUAUCCCCAGGUAUAUGUGAAAUUCAGUGCACUAUUUAGGGUGUCAAGAAGGCCAUUUCCAUACCUGGAUUUGUCCCCCCACCUCUCUCAGAUUGUAUCCAGCUUUGGAGCAAACCGCAUCAUGUGGGGAAGUGACUUCCCAUUCGUCGUUCUUGAAUGCGGAUAUAAAGGAGCAAUUGAUGCAGUAUCAGUUAUAGCCAAUGAAAUUUCUCUUUCUUCUACUGAGUUGGAGUGGAUUAAAGGCAAAACUGUGGCUCAUCUGUUCCAAAGUCGAUGGAUAGCUUAAUCUACUAGUCUCAAUAAUGUGUAAGGCCCCAAAUUAUUAAGACUUAAAAGUAGGAGGGUGUAAAAAGGAGAAUUUAUGGGGAAGGCAGCAUGUAGAAAAGGUCGACAAUUUAUAGCUUAAGGUGUAGGAGAUGUUCCAGCUCUCUUGAAUAGCUGAAGAAAUUCUGAAACUCCGCGUUAUCUUUUGUUUUCUCAUUUGGGAUUGAUAUGUGGAUCUUGCAGCAAAUUCAUCAACAGAACAGCGUUAUAGUUCUCAA
This is a messenger RNA of Benincasa hispida (wax gourd), 1412 nucleotides long. RefSeq names its product catalytic/ hydrolase. The record is from RefSeq and is a predicted model, not a curated record. Gene Ontology annotation, molecular function: hydrolase activity; carboxy-lyase activity. NCBI's taxonomy places the organism in Eukaryota, Viridiplantae, Streptophyta, Magnoliopsida, Cucurbitales, Cucurbitaceae.